GAGAGAGAGAGAAAGAGAGAGAAACGAAACCCUAAAAUUCGUUUCAGGUUUUUUGGGGUUUUGGGAUUUUUGAUAAGCCAAAAAAAAAUGGGGGAUUUGGAGAAGCAGCAGCUGAACAAGGACGAGGCGGCGGCGGAGGAGACGGAGAGGCUUGUCGACGACGGAGGAAUGGCCGUGUUGGAUUUCGACAUGCUCUGCUCCACCGUCGCCUUACAGACCCAGGGAAAGUCCGCCGCCAAGUUUCAGAGCUUCGACGGCGGAGAUGAAGCUGAGGCUGCGGAAUUGGGCGGCGUGUUUAGGAUGUGGGAGGGUGAGCUCCUAGAUUGCUUCGAAGAUCGCCGCGUCGCUCUCGAAUCGGCUUGCUGUCCGUGCUAUACAUUUGGGAAGAACAUGAAGCGAGCUGGGUUUGGUCCUUGCUUUUUACAGGGUUCUCUUCAUUUAAUCCUUGUCGCCAGCAUCCUUCUCAACUGCGUUGCGUUUAUUAUCACCAAGAAGCGCUGCUUUGUAUAUCUGGUGGUUGCUUUCACCAUUACACUGGGGACGUAUUUGGGGUACUUCCGUACACAGAUAAGAAACAAAUUUAACAUAAGGGGUAAUGAGAGUUCCGUGGAUGAUUGCCUCUACCACCUUGUCUGUCCAUGCUGCACAUUAUCUCAGGAAGCCAGAACAUUAGAGAUGAACAAUGUCCAAGAUGGCACCUGGCACGGUAGGGGAGAUACAAUAUAUAUAGGCAGCCUUGGAGAAGGAGGAAAAUCUUUCUUUGAGCUCCAACCACCUACUCUUGUGUCAAUCAAGUCUCCCGACCUCUGCAACACGCAAAAAAGUCCAGCUGCUAGUACAUAUUCAUGAGUUUAACAAGCUGGUCAUUGACCCUCCAUUGAGAAAUUGACCUGAGUAUCAUUCAAAGUUGCAUAUCCCCAUUCGGUUUCUUCCCCAAGGAAGGGAAAUCAACCAUGGAGUCCAAACUUUUUUCCAUUCAAGAUUUGCUGUAGUUGUGAUUGGGAACUAGAGCUUGAGUUCACUCCUCCACCUGGUGAUUGCAUGCGGAGUUUCCAGAGAUGGAAGGCGAUCUACUCUUAAGUUAUGGGAUGAGUAACUAUGUGUAUGUACAUACAUGUGGGUUUUUUAGAUAGACCCGAGUUCUGUAGACUUGUGUUGUUGUAGAACAUGUUAUGAUCAAUACGUUAUCGUAUCCUUUAUUCAAUGAAAUGAUAAAUAUUCCUCAUCU
Molecule: messenger RNA, 1228 nt
Organism: Fragaria vesca subsp. vesca
Lineage: Eukaryota; Viridiplantae; Streptophyta; Magnoliopsida; Rosales; Rosaceae
Exons: 5
Coding region: 88-849 (253 amino acids)
Source: RefSeq, a predicted model, not a curated record